This is a messenger RNA of Ogataea philodendri, 543 nucleotides long. RefSeq lists its product as uncharacterized. The coding region runs from base 1 to 543 and encodes 180 amino acids. The transcript has a single exon. NCBI's taxonomy places the organism in Eukaryota, Fungi, Ascomycota, Pichiomycetes, Pichiales, Pichiaceae. The record is from RefSeq and is a predicted model, not a curated record.
AUGCAUUUCCCUCCGGACGAAAUUAAGAUCCUUGUUGAGGAGAUCGCCCAGAUCCUCCAAUCGAGGAAACAGACGCUGUCUGUGAGCGAGGGAGCGUGUGGUGGGUUACUGAGCGCUUACUUGAUCUCGUUGCCCGGCGCGUCCAAGUUUUUCGAUGGAAGCAGACUUAUCUACAGUCUCAAGUCACGCCUGAAGCUUAGUGGCUGGGACACCGACCAGAUCCGCAAUUACACCGGCCCGAGCGAGGCGGUUGUUCUUAGACUCGCAAGAAACCUAAGAAUUGAGUUUGGAUCAACAUACGUUCUCUCGGAAUCUGGGUUUGCUGGACCGUCUACAAGCGUUGGUUUGGGAGACCAGGAGAGUAUCACCGACAGCUCGAAACAAGGACUGGUUUACUUGGGAGUCAGCGGACCAAAUGGAGAUAAGUCCUGUGUGAUCAGCACCGGCCACGAAGACCGGUCCGAAAACAUGCAGUUGUUUGCUAAAAAAGGUCUCGAGUUCUUACUAAGGGUGUUAAGAGAAGAAGGUACAACAAUCCUUUAA